This is a messenger RNA of Ceratotherium simum simum (southern white rhinoceros), 1016 nucleotides long. Its product is annotated as olfactory receptor 5A2. Gene Ontology annotation, molecular function: G protein-coupled receptor activity; olfactory receptor activity. NCBI's taxonomy places the organism in Eukaryota, Metazoa, Chordata, Mammalia, Perissodactyla, Rhinocerotidae. Gene Ontology annotation, cellular component: membrane. Gene Ontology annotation, biological process: G protein-coupled receptor signaling pathway. The record is from RefSeq and is a predicted model, not a curated record.
GCAGGAAGCAGAUCUAUGGCCAUAAGAAGGAACAAUACAACUGUCACAAAAUUCAUCCUCCUGGGAUUUUCGGAUCAGCCUCAAAUGACUAUUUUCUAUUUUGUGUCAUUUCUGGGGAUUUACCUCCUGACCCUAGCCUGGAACAUGAGCCUCAUCGUCCUCAUCAGGAUGGACUCCCACCUGCACACGCCGAUGUACUUCUUCCUCAGUAACCUGUCCUUCCUAGAUAUCUGCUAUGUGUCCUCCACAACUCCCAAAAUGCUCUCUGACAUUAUCACAGAACAGAAAACCAUUUCCUUUGUUGGCUGUGCCAUGCAGUACUUUGUCUUCUGUGGAAUGGGGCUGACUGAAUGCUUUCUUUUGGCAGCCAUGGCAUAUGAUCGGUAUGCUGCAAUCUGUAACCCAUUGCUCUACACAGCCCUCAUUUCCCAUACACUUUGUUUAAAGAUGGUGGCUGGGGCCUAUGUGGGUGGAUUUCUUAGUUCUUUGAUUGAAACAUACUCUGUCUAUCAACAUGAUUUCUGCGGGCCCAACACAAUCAACCACUUCUUCUGUGACCUUCCUCCAGUCCUGGUUCUGUCAUGCUCUGAUACCUUCACCAGCCAGGUGGUGAACUUCAUUGUAGGUGUUGUUGUUGGAGUGGUAUCUGUCCUUGUGGUCCUCAUCUCUUAUGGUUACAUUGUUGCUGCUGUCCUGAAGAUCAGCUCAGCUAAAGGUAGGACCAAGGCCUUCAGCACCUGUGUCUCUCACCUGACUGCUGUGACCCUCUUCUAUGGUUCUGGUCUCUUCAUGUACAUGCGACCUAGUUCCAGCUACUCCCUAAACCGGGACAAGGUGGUGUCCAUAUUCUAUGCUGUGGUGAUCCCUAUGGUGAAUCCCAUCAUCUAUAGUCUUAGGAAUAAGGAGAUUAAAAGUGCCAUGAGGAAAGCUGUGGAAAGGCAUUAUUUGCUUUCUCAUGGGCAUUCAUUUUUCUGACCCCAAGCUAAUGUUUACAAUGAAGCUGUGAGCAGGGUCAA